Molecule: messenger RNA, 1041 nt
Organism: Glycine soja
Lineage: Eukaryota; Viridiplantae; Streptophyta; Magnoliopsida; Fabales; Fabaceae
Exons: 3
Coding region: 299-697 (132 amino acids)
Molecular function (GO): protein dimerization activity; DNA binding
Source: RefSeq, a predicted model, not a curated record
UUUCAUUCCCAAAUAUAGUCUCUCCCAAAUCCCUAAUUUCUCCCCUCAAACUUUCGAAUAGUCCCUCAACUAUCCCUCGCUCACCCACUUCUCUGCACUUUCAGAAUGCAGUCCACACUCUUCAACCCCACCCAUUCCCUUAUCCCCACUUCACCACACUCUAUCAGAUCCAAUUCUCGUCAUGGCUCACUUUCCGUUCACGCCUCCAUCAUCGUGGAAACCUCGACCGAGACGGUGAAGCUGAACAAGUACAACAUCAUGGAGCCCAAGUAGCAGAGCGCCUCCCAGACCGUGCUCUAUGGCAUUGGUGUCUCCGAGGACAACAUGGCCAAGCCGUAGGUCGAUGUCUCCUGGGUCUAGUACGAGGGCAACACCUGCAACAUGCACCUCCUCCACCUCUCCAAGGCCGUGCGUGACGGCAUUGCCGCCGCCGGCAUGGUUCCCUUCUGCUUCAACACUAUUGGCGUCAGCGAUGCCAUCUCCAUGGGCACUCGUGGCAUGUGCUAAAGCCUCCAGUCCAGGGACCUCAUUGCCGACAACAUCGAGACCGUCAUGGCAGCGCAGUGAUGCCAGGUACUAUCAUUGCCAUGAGCCAUGGGUAGUGCUGAUGGCGAGGGAGAAGGUUCAGAUUAAGAAGAUUGACAACGCCACUGCGAGGCAGGUCACAUUCUCCAAGCGUCGGAGAGGGCUCUUCUAGAAAGCUGAGGAGCUUUCGGUUCUAAGUGAUGCUAAUGCUGCCCUCAUAAUCUUCUCUUCCACUGGGAAACUCUUUGAGUACUCAAGCUCGAGGCACUUUGAUUUUCUGUCAAUUUGAAAAUGGUGGUCAUGGAGCAGGUACAAGUUGAAAAUGGUGGCGAUUUGAUGCAGUCCACGCCAAAGACGCUGUCUCUACAGUCAUUAUAGGUUGCACCCUUCGAUUUGUUUGGAUUAAUAUACCUUAUAAUAAUUAACUUAUAUGUUGUGCUACAUCAUCAUCAUUGACUUGGGAUUUGGCUAUUUCCAUUUACCUCUACUUCAAGCACUUUCUCUUACCUUCUAUUC